Messenger RNA from Leucoraja erinaceus (little skate), 3882 nucleotides. Its product is annotated as mucosa-associated lymphoid tissue lymphoma translocation protein 1-like. Gene Ontology annotation, molecular function: cysteine-type endopeptidase activity. The transcript is spliced from 17 exons. NCBI's taxonomy places the organism in Eukaryota, Metazoa, Chordata, Chondrichthyes, Rajiformes, Rajidae. The record is from RefSeq and is a predicted model, not a curated record. Bases 363 to 2852 code for a protein of 829 amino acids. Gene Ontology annotation, biological process: proteolysis.
AAGGCAGUAACUCUACCACUACUAUGCCACUGUUCUGCCAUAUAUCAACGUACCAGUUCACAGUCGCAUGGUGAAGUUAGAGGGAACUUUAAGUGGAAAUGCAGAAGUGAGUUUGUUUACAACUGCAUCUAGAGUUUCACAUCCUCAGUUUUCAUACACUUCCUUUUUAUUUAAUGAGACCAGCAGUACUUGGAUCAGUCGCUUCCAACAAGCAACUAGUCUGGAGGGAGGCCGUUUAUGCUCGAAAACCAAUGUGGAAUUGAAAAGACCACAAAAUCUCUCUCUUUGCUAGGAAUGAUCACUGUCCACAUCAUUCAUCCACGGCAGUGCAUUCAUACCGUUGAAGACUUGAAGUAAAAGCCAUGGACUACUGGAAUAUGCCUUUGAAUAGUCUUGGGGAAUUAACGCUGAAGAGACUGAGCACAUAUCUGGACAACUGCACGGUGAAAGGAUGGAGGAAACUGGCAGAGAUUGUCAGCACAGAGAGUCGCUUCAAGUGCAGUGAGAAGGAGCUGGAGAAAUGCUCGCUGCAGGUCCUAGAUCUGGAUGGAAGUCCGAGCCGACUGUAUCUGCAGUUACUGGCGGAACGCCGCUGCCCAGUCAACCAUCUGCUCAGCUGCCUGGACAAGAUGGGACAUACAGAGGCAUGGCAGUGUGUGGUGUCAAUGGCAACAGACAGCAUACAGAUCGUUGUGCAGCCCAAGUCACAAGAUGUCACCGCUGGGGACAGUGUGACCCUCUGCUGUCAGGCUGUGGGCCCCCCAGGUCUCGGCUAUCAAUGGUUUCGUGGAAAGUAUGAGGUGACGGGUGGGAACUUGCCGGAGCUGCUCUUUAACCCCGUGGAUGGCGCUGAUGGGGACUGGUACGUCUGCAGAGUUCACUGUGGAAGUCAGUACUCGUUUUCCCAAUGGGUUCGUCUCCGCGUUUACAGCAGCCCAACGGCAGCAGGUCGGUUUUGCCGGGUGAAUAUCCUGGUGCAUCCCGUCUCGCUGAGCCUGAAGGAGGGCGACACCAUGUUGCUUCCAUGUUCCGCGGUGGGCAACCCUCCCCCACAGUACCAGUGGUUUUGUAACGACCAGCUCUUGCCCGACGCGAAUAAACCCAACCUUGAGGUUAUGGGAGUCACAACUGCUGACCGGGGGAUGUAUUACUGCCGUGCGUUCAACCUUUACCAUGAUGUCUGGAGCAGAGCGGUUUCAGUAGAGAUCGGACCCAACACUUCCUUCAAUGACGCAUUCAUCGUGGAGACUGGAGAAGUCUCCAGCCCAGGACCACAGAUGAACGUUGACCAUCACGCUACACAUCUCCAGGCAACGGACAAAGUUGCCCUGCUGAUUGGAAACAUGAAUUACUGCCAUCACAAGCAGCUGAAGGCCCCCAUGGUGGAUGUACACGAGCUGACAAACCUCCUCCGCCAGCUCGACUUCAAGGUGGUGUCCCUGCUCGACCUCACCGGCCUGGAGAUGCACACGGCUGUCCAUGAGUUCCUGUUGCUGCUGGACAAGGGAGUGUAUGGUUUGCUGUACUAUGCCGGACAUGGAUAUGAAAACUAUGGGAACAGUUUCAUGGUUCCCAUCGACGCUCCGUACUCCUACACCUCUGAGCACUGCCUGUGUGUCCAGAAUAUUCUGCAGUUAAUGCAGGAGAAACAGACGGGACUGAACAUAUUCCUGCUGGACAUGUGUCGCAAAAGGAACAUGCAUGAUGAAAUCAUUCCACAAAUGGAAGCAUUGAGAGUCACAGCAAAUAUCGUUUAUGGCUAUGCCACAUGCCCCGAUGCAGAGGCGUAUGAAAUUAGCCAGGGGGAGCUAACAAACGGGAUCUUCAUGAGUUUUCUGAAGAAGCGAUUGCUGGAGGAUGAGAAGGUCACCGUGCUGCUGGAUAAAGUGGCAGAAGAUAUGGGGAGAUGUGAGCUGACGAAGGGGAGGCAGGCACUGGAGAUACGCAGCAGCCUGUCAGAGAGGAGGUCGCUGACGGACAGCAUUAAGCCACCGCAUCGUUACGAUGAGUUUUCAGCCAGAAACCUACAGUGGGCUAAGGCCAAUGUUCUACCAGAGAGCAAGUUCGUCCAGUUCGAAUGUGGAGCCUUGAUUCGCCUGGGAUUUGCGGCAGAGUUUUCCAACAUUAUGAUAAUUUAUGCCAGCAUAGUUCAAACUUCUCAGCACAUAACUCAAUGUGAAGCAAGACUGACGGACUUUCCGGAGGACCUGGAUGUGAACCUGAAACACACCAACAAGGGGUGCCCUGAGGAGACGGGCAGCGUCCUCUUCUCCUUCAACAGCUUCACGUUUCCAGAGCAGUGUCUCUACACCAGGCUCAGUGGUCUGCAGAAGCUGCGGACAGCGCUGAGCUUUUCCAUCUGCCUGCAAUAUCUGUACAAAGAUAUGGAUGAGGCCAUAGAAGAGAAGAAAGUUGUGAGUAUUGGAAAACCUCUUGUCUCUAAACUCAGUUUGCAUGGCCUGGAGCAUCAGAGUGGCCACCUUUCAGUUUAUGGCUCUUUGCAAAGUUCAUCCUGCAAACCUGCCCAGAUGUCGGGGGGCAUUCCGGGCCACACUUGCACCCUGCCGCUCAAGUCCGACAGUUGGAACGGCUCUGAGGGUUCCACCGGUCAACCCAGAGCAGGGAGUGAGUGCCCCCAUCGAUGUCACAGCAGCCAGGGGCAGCCACACCAUCACUCAAUAUCGCCAGGAGCUUCGUCUCAGCCCGGUGGAGCCCAGGAGGAGAUGACUGCCCAGUUCACCUCUCUGUGGUCAAGAGACUGUGUUGGGUCAUCGGGCACCAGGAGGGAUGGUCAGUACACCGAUGGAGAACUCCACAGCGGUGAGCAGCCCAGACACUUCCACAGGUAUUAGCCAGAGCAGGGCCACCCUGUGGAUGCAAGGAUUACGCUUCACCUUGUAAGGUGUGCGCAAGGUGGGAUUCUGUUUCCCAGUUGUACUUCAUCCCUCCUAACCCUUCACCUGUUGAAGCACCGCACUCUCUCACUUCCCACGCCUUCGUUAGAACCUGUCCACCAUCCGACAUAUUGUUUCAGAAGGAACCGCAGAUGCUGGAAAAUCGAAGGUAGACAAAAGUGCUGGAGAAACUCAGCGGGUGCAGCAGCUUCUAUGGAGCGAAGGAAAUAGGCAACGUUUCGGGCCGAAACCCGGAAGGGUUUCGGCCCGAAACGUUGCCUAUUUCCUUCAGGGUUUCGGCCCGAAACUUUGCCUAUUUCCUUCAGUGUUUCGGCCCGAAACGUUGCCUAUUUCCUUCAGGAUUUCGGCCCAAAACGUUGCCUAUUUCCUUCAGGAUUUCGGCCCAAAACGUUGCCUAUUUCCUUCAGGGUUUCGGCCCGAAACGUUGCCUAUUUCCUUCAGGGUUUCGGCCCGAAACGUUGCCUAUUUCCUUCAGGGUUUCGGCCCGAAACGUUGCCUAUUUCCUUCAGGGUUUCAGCCCGAAACGUUGCCUAUUUCCUUCGCUCCAUAGAUGCUGCUGCACCCCCGCUGAGUUUCUCCAGCAUUUUUGUCAACCACCCUACAUAUGUCAGCACUGGCGAAGGGAAUCUACUGCUGUUAACUGGGCCACUUUCACAGUCCCUGAGGCCCUGAUGUGACCCAUCCUGUGGCCAACACUGCCAAAGGGCUCAUUGGAGACCCCCGGACUACUUGAAUCAGACUUUACUGGACUUUACCUUGCACUAAACGUUAUUCCCUUCAUCCUGUGUCUGUACACUGUGGACGGCUCGAUUGUAAUCUUGUAGUUCACUCAAUACACAACAAAACGCAUUUUGCUGUACCUUGGUACACCUGACAAUAAACUUCAGCUAAACUGAAAUAUUCUGAUUGUUCUACUGUGUGUUGAGGUUUGUUCGACCUUUGCUGCCCUAACUAUUUACUGUAUCCU